Scatophagus argus is the source of this 3460-nucleotide messenger RNA. RefSeq names its product family with sequence similarity 217 member Ba (gene fam217ba). The record is from RefSeq and is a predicted model, not a curated record. Lineage: Eukaryota; Metazoa; Chordata; Actinopteri; Scatophagidae. The transcript has 4 exons. Bases 508 to 2091 code for a protein of 527 amino acids.
AACAAACCUAUCUGACUGGGAGCCAAACAAAGCGUAUGCGCCGUUUGCCCGUCUUACAUUUUUAAUGACGAGGAUGAUGACAGUCGAAAAAACGAUACGUGUGCUGUCUCUAAUUCUUUAAAAAUAAUCGUUGAAUUGUUAUUCAACAGAGAGGCGAGUCGACGACAAAGAGAAGGAGUUUAACCUGCGGCGGAGAAACGAUUGUCGACAUCUGCGCAUGAUGCAUUGCAGUACUUUUGCCAAAAUGGGUGUUUUUAGUCUGAUUCUCAGAAUAGAUUAUCUGUUCCCAGAUGUUGGUUGGGUUCUUUAGCUACCGCAUCAUUUGGUUGUGCUGGACUUAAAACAACAUCCCCUCUGGCGACCUGCAGCAUGGGGCCCAUCAUGCAGGAACGCACAGCAUCCACGACACUGAAACGCGUCGUCUCCAAAGAGAAGAUUCGGACAUAGGUUAGAGGCGAGCCUGACGCACCACUAUCAUGUUUCCACAGUUCAAAGAAAGGUAACAAGAUGAAGAAAGCAGUGGGCCAAAUGAAAAAUGGCCUCCCAGGACCAGGUCAGGAAAAGGACACACUUACAGCAGUGCAGAGGGGUGCACAGUCAAAGAGUGGUAGGGUCAAAUCUGGCACUACACGGAAUACAAGCAAACUAUCCAGCCCUGAAGAAGCAGGAGAUAUGAGACCUCAACUCCGCAAGCACUUAUCUGUUCACAGGAAAGAGGAGAAAUGCGAAAGUCAGUGGAUGUCCAAAUGCACCAGUGAGCUCCACCAAAAUCGUGGGGCAAUGGGGAAAAAUCGGCGUGCACUCUCCCUGCCUCUCUCCCCAAUAUCAGGGCUUCGUCACAUGCCAGCACACCCCCUAACACAUUCCCCAGUCCCCACCCCAGAGGCACUACAGCAGCACUACAACCAGAAGGAUGUUGACACCGACAGUGCCAGUGAUCUGUCAGACUCUGAGAGACUGCCCGUACUGCCUUCUCCCUGUACACCCUGCACCCCUCCUCACCUCAACCUUCGGGCUGAGGUCAUCAACACCAGUGACUUUCCUCCAGACUUCCCCGGACCCCGUGGGACGGUGGGCGAUGAAGGUGAGGGUGAAAAACCCAUCUACAGUUACUCAGAUUUUCUGCCUCCGCCCUUCAACAGCUGGAGCCUGAGACAGCUGGCAGUGUUCCUUCACACAGAGGGCCGUGGAGCUCCCCGGCCCAAGCCUGUGGGACCCUUAGAAAAGUACCUGGAGAGGCUACUGCAGCUGGAGUGGCUUCAGAUCCAAACGGUGCAAGCAGAAAGCAGCCGACCGCCUGGGAGCCGUCCAAGGCCUCAGGGAUUCCCAUCUGCCACCACUGCUCACCCGCCAAGGCCUCACACAGCACCACCAUCCCGACUCAACUCCCCCAAGGGGCUGCGGCACACUCAGCGAGCAUUCCCAUUUACACCUGUCAACAACCCUCCAUCACCUGCCUCAGCCCAGCACCAGCACUCCCGCUUCCCAGUUUGCCCUCACUGUCACAUUCGCUACCCAUUGUGCAAUGGAAGCUGCUCAGCCUAUGCCUACCAGCGGCAUUCGCGUCUCAGCCCACUGCUUGAGCGCAAGGCCAGGCCUGGGGUACCAGCAAAGAGGAGCAGCAGUGAGACCCGGGCAACUUCCACUGAAGGCAGAAGCCCAGGAGGUCAAGGCGGUGGAGGAGGAGGUGGAGCCCAGACCCCAGUUAGUCCUUCAACUGGCAGGAGUCAUAUCAAGCACAUGCAGGCUGCAGGCAAUGCUCGUAAACAACCCCAGGAAUCUGGAACUAAUCUGAACAGCAGAGGUCAGGUGAGAAAAAGCCGUGUCAGAGCUAACUCUGAGACAGAUGUAAAAAAGGAGCCUGGUGGCUAUAAGGCAGCUAGUUCAGAGAAACGUGUUGUUGCUGCAAGUAAGAGAGAGGUCCUCACCUCCAAAAGAGCAGAAAAGGACUGGCAGAGGACCGAGGCAGGAGGUCAGACCUCUAAAACUGCAAUGAAAAGAGCUGCUAAAGAGCCACCGUCUCUCUCCAAAGCACCGCUUAGUAGUAAGCAGAAUGGCAAAACAAAAAAUGUGCACUUUGUUGCAAAGUAACCCCUAAAGACCUACAGUAUAGUGCUUUACUUUACUAGUUACUUGGUACAGGAGCUUGAACCUAUGCUUGCUUUCUGUGUAAUCUGUGUAAUACUAACAUGUUGUAACUGUUGUACAGCAGUCUAGGUAAAUCAGUCAUGUACAGCCUUCAAAAGGUCAAAACUAACUAAGAGGUUGAGCAGCUAGAAUAGAGAUAAAACAGCAAUCAUUUCGCAACAUAAUAUGACACAGAGCAGAAUUCUAAAUACAUACAAUAUUUCAUUCCAGAUGUAUAUAUACAGUCAUAAUGUUGAACUGUCUUUUGACAGAAGGCUCAUUAUGACCUUAAACACUAGUAGGAUUCAGGAUAGCUCCUGUGUAAACUAAACUCUUUUGCACUGCGCAGUCAUCUCUGAGUGUGCUAGUAAUGUUGAAAUAGGCAUAAAAUAAGCAACUACUCUGCCACUGGCCGGCUUUCAGCAUAAGCAAUCCAUAGUGAAUUUAAACACAGAGUAUUACAUUUCAGUCAUCGAGUACAACCAUAUCUGUGACUAGUGGAGUUUUUGAUGUUGGAAUGUAUUUAUUUUCAUUGCUCUUACUUUACUUGUUGUUGCUUUUUGUCUUUUCUUUAGUGCCUCAUGUUUUAGGACAUAUGUUCAGUUGAAGCAUAUUGGGUUGAAAAGAAGGAGGCGCAACAAGUGGUGGUGCAGCAGUAAUGUAAUUUGUUUCAGAUAUAUCUGUGCAAUGGUAUUGCAUUUUUGGUUUCAAGGGCUUUUCAUGUUCGAACCGCUUGAAUACGUAUAUUGUAUUUUGCAUAGAGCUGAGCUGUUUCUGUCAUUGAAGACAGUGUAAUGUUUGCUACGAAUGUAAAUGCAUAUUUUUCCAAAUUUUAUAUACCAUAGUUAUAUUUAUGAAAAGUGUUGUGGUUGACUUGUAUUCAUUAAUUUUCAUUAUGUUUACAUCAUCAUGCACAAAAACAAAAUAUUUAGUAAAAGAGCUGAAUGUAACUUAGUGUCUAGUGUGUGGUACCAUUGGUCAAAACUAGGAUUCAGUGGAACUUCUACACAUCAUAGUGGUUAGGCUGUACCAUGGUGAUAUACAUAUCCUCAUAUCCCACUGCAUACUUGAAGUCUUUAGAACACUGUUUACAUUAGAGUGUCUUAUCUGUUGUGAUUUACCACUACUUCAAUGUAAAUAAUGUGAUCCGUAUUCCGAUUGCACCUCUUUAUUCAUGUAAAGUAUCAAAGCCAUAGAUAAGGGGCCAGGAGGGGCAAUAUUAUUUUAAAUGUGUACAUUAUGUUGACACGCACGCAGAAAGAUUGUGGUAUUUUCUCAAUGUUGGAUGCAAGUAUUUGUAAGGCAUAGAAAUAAAUGUUUUGCACUCAAAGUA